CUCUCUCCUGCCGGACUGGGUCGAGCCGCGUCUCCGCCGACCGGAGCUCAUCUCCGAACCAUCGAGGCGCAUCUUCCAGCGGGACCCGGACCUUCUGGACCCCGUUCCGGACUCUCUGGACCUCCUGGACCUCCUGGACUUUCCGGACCCCCUUCUGGACCCUCCAGACCCCGCUGGACCCUCCGGAUUCGCGGCCAGACCCGCGGAGCUCCCCGGGAACAUUUGGAUGGGUUUGGUUUUUCUUUCCUCUGGAGCGUAAAAGUCUGUCCAAGUGGGUCAGCGGAGCAGAACCGGGCCUGUCCUCGAAUCUGUCGGUGGGUGAGCGUUAGUGGGGGAGAGGAGUACGAGGAGGACGAGGAGGACGAGCAGGACGAGCAGCAGCUGGAGUUUAAUGCCCGGCCGCUGCGGGGGAAAGACGGAGAAAAGACGCAGCGCUGCGCGCGACGCACCGGCGGCUGAAGUUCAUGUCUCUGAGGUUUCUACUUCCUGUGACAUCAUCACACCAUGCCUGAGGGGUCACGGCGCGGCAGCCAGAGAUCGCCCAGCAACACAGCGGCCAAGCGUCCCUCCUCGGUCUCGUCCCUGAGUGGGAUUGUGGGUAGGAUGAUGUCAUCGGGUGACCGGGGAGCGUCGUCCUCCUCCUGCACCUCCGUCAACACCGUCUGCUCGGAUGGCGAUCGGACCGCCUCCCUGUCCUCCUCCGCCUCCUCCUUCUCCCUGCAGGACGCCUCCCACUCUUCCUCCUCCUCUUCCUCCUCUUCCUCCUCCUCGCUUCCCUACGGCGCCGUUCCAACCUACAGCGCCUCCUCGUCCUCCACGCCCAAGAGGAACGGCUCCGACAUCAGCCUGGACCUCACGCCGCUCGUGGCCUCACACGGAGGCGGGGCUCCCGGAGGAGGGGUCGGUGCUGCCGUGGUGACAGGUGGAGGCCACGCCCCCAACAGACAUGUUGCUACUCUGGCGGCGGCGGCAGCGGCAGGGGCCGCCCCCAGGCAGCUUUCAAGGCUGGAGAGGGUGGUUCUGGAGAUCGUGGAGACGGAGCAGGCGUACGUCCGGGACCUGAAGAGCAUUGUGGAGGACUACCUGGGCUGCAUCAUCGACUGUGGCGCCCUGCCGCUGAAACCGGAGCAGGUCAGCACCCUGUUCUGCAACAUCGAGGAUAUCUACGAGUUCAACAGCGACCUCCUGGAGGACCUGGAGAGGAGUCCUCACGCCGCCGACAUCGCAGCCUGCUUCGUGGAGAGGAGUGAAGCUUUUGACAUCUACACACUCUACUGCAUGAACUACCCAAACUCGGUGGCGGUACUGCGGGACUGCAUGAAGAACGAGAGCCUGGUUCGUUUCUUCCAGGAGAGACAGACGACCCUGAACCACUCGUUACCCCUGGAGACGUACCUGCUGAAGCCGGUGCAGAGGAUCCUGAAGUACCACCUGCUGCUGCAGGAACUUUCCAAGCACUUUGACAAGAGCGACUCUGGAUAUGAGGUGGUGGAGGACGCCAUCGUCACCAUGACGGCGGUGGCCUGGUACAUCAACGACAUGAAGAGGAAGCAGGAGCACGCCGUGCGGCUGCAGGAGAUCGAGUCCCUGCUGGUGAACUGGACCGGGCCGGACCUGGGCGGGUUCGGAGAGCUGGUUCUGGAGGGCUCCUUUAAGGUCCAGAGGGUGAAGAAGGAGAGGGCCUUCUUCCUGUUUGACAAGAUGUUGCUGAUCACCAAGAAGAGGCUGGAGCAGUUCGUCUACAGCACGCACAUAUUCUGCUGUAAUCUGCUGCUGGUGGAGGCGCUGAAGGAUCCGCUGUGCUUCCGGGUGUCAGACCAGACGAUCCCAAAGCAGGUGCACGUGGUGCAGACCAAGAACCAGGAGGAGAAGCGGUUGUGGGUUCACUACCUGAAGAGGCUGAUCGUGGAGAACCACCCGGCGUCGCUGCCCCAGAAGGCGCGGCAGGUAUUGGGGGACACCUUCUGUCAGACCCCUCAGUUCGACCAGGACAGCCGGAGGAAGACGCCGUCCACGCCGCGGCUGGACGACGUCCCCGGCUACCACCGAGGACGCCGGCAGUCAGGUGGGGAACCUCCAGAACUGCUGCUGUACACACCAGAGAAGUCCAGGAAGAACCUGCCGCUGCUGCUGGAGGGAACGCUGCCGUACCGACGCACCAGGAGACAGUCAGCUCCGGCCAAAGACAUCGAGGCGGUGUUCCAUCCCAAUGGUGAGAUCUGGACACAAACCCAUAAAACUGACUUCACGUGCAGGAAAACGUGAGGCGAGCCUGGAAAUAACAGAUCAACAAGCCUGAGAGGAAAAACAGAUACCUGUUCCUCUUCUUUUUGUUUGUUUUUGGUGCCAGAAGCGUCAGAGGUUCAGCAGGAAACUUUGGUGCUGAAACAUUCUACAGUUAGUUUGAGAGCUGAAAGUGUUGACUGAUGGUGUCUCUUUCUCUCUGCUGUGUUUCUCCUGUCUCCUCAUCCUCCUCUUCCUCCGGCUGGCUCUUCAUCGCUCCAAUGAUCCUCAGCUCUGAAGGUGAGACUGCCGUCUCCUCGUCUGUCAAUCACAGAUCAAUGAGAUCAAUACCUGAUCAAUACCUGACUUCUAGAAGAAAAGAUGAU
Cololabis saira (Pacific saury) is the source of this 2609-nucleotide messenger RNA. RefSeq names its product pleckstrin homology domain containing, family G (with RhoGef domain) member 2 (gene plekhg2). Gene Ontology annotation, molecular function: guanyl-nucleotide exchange factor activity. The record is from RefSeq and is a predicted model, not a curated record. The transcript is spliced from 15 exons. Bases 505 to 2265 code for a protein of 586 amino acids. NCBI's taxonomy places the organism in Eukaryota, Metazoa, Chordata, Actinopteri, Beloniformes, Belonidae.